CGCGCUGACUCGGCUGCUGACGGUGUUCGUGCCGGCCCGGUCGGGCUAGCGGCGGAGAGCGGGCGACGGCGAGAGCGACUCCCUCAUCUGACGUUGCGGCCGCGGCCACCGCCGGCCAGGGGCACGGAAGGCGUGCUGCCCGCGACGUCCGCCAGGCUCUCCGGGUCCUCCGGGGGUCGGGCAGCGAUGGAGCCGAGGCCUACGGCGCCCUCCUCCGGCGCCCGGAGGCUGGCCGGGGUCGGGGAGACGCCGCCAGCCGCUCCGCUGGCUGCCUCUGGGGUGGACCUGCCCGGCACGGCUGUGUCCUCGAUGCCGGAGGAUGCUGCGGCCGCUAGUUUGGGCGGCGGCGGGGUUCGCGGUGAGGGCGGCGCGGCGGCCGGGGACGGGCUGGGCAGACCCUUGGGGCCCACACCGAGCCAGAGCCGCUUCCAGGUGGACCUGGUUUCCGAGAACGCGGGGCGGGCUGCCGCGGCGGCGGCAGCGGCCGGUGCGGCGGGGAGCAAGGAGACCCCCACGGGCGGGAAAGUUAGCGGCGAAAGCGGGCCGGCCAAAGGCAGCGAGGAAGCCAAGGGCCGCUUCCGUGUGAACUUCGUGGACCCGGCUGCUUCCUCGGCGGACGAGAGCCUGUCGGAUGCGGCAGGGGUCGGAGGCGAGGGGCCCAACGUGAGCUUCCAGAACGGCGGGGACACAGUGCUGAGCGAGGGUAGCAGCCUGCACUCGGGCGGCGGCGGCAGCGGGCACCACCAGCAUUACUACUAUGACACCCACACCAACACCUACUACCUGCGCACCUUUGGGCACAACACCAUGGACGCCGUGCCCAGGAUCGACUACUACCGGCACACAGCCGCGCAGCUGGGCGAGAAGUUGCUCCGGCCCAGCCUAGCGGAACUCCACGAUGAGCUGGAAAAGGAACCUUUUGAGGAUGGCUUUGCAAAUGGGGAAGAAAGUACUCCUGCCAGAGAUGCUGUGGUCACAUAUACGGCGGAAAGUAAAGGAGUUGUGAAGUUUGGCUGGAUCAAGGGUGUAUUAGUACGUUGUAUGUUAAACAUCUGGGGUGUGAUGCUCUUCAUUAGACUGUCAUGGAUUGUAGGUCAAGCUGGAAUAGGUCUGUCAGUCCUUGUAAUAAUGAUGGCCACUGUUGUGACAACUAUCACGGGUUUAUCUACUUCUGCCAUAGCCACGAAUGGAUUUGUACGAGGAGGAGGAGCAUAUUACUUGAUAUCUAGAAGCCUAGGGCCAGAGUUUGGUGGUGCAAUUGGCCUCAUCUUCGCUUUUGCCAACGCUGUUGCAGUUGCUAUGUAUGUGGUUGGAUUUGCAGAAACUGUGGUGGAGUUGCUUAAGGAACAUUCCUUACUUAUGAUAGAUGAACUCAAUGAUAUCCGAAUUAUUGGAGCCAUUACAGUGGUGAUCCUUUUAGGUAUCUCAGUGGCUGGAAUGGAGUGGGAAGCAAAAGCUCAGAUUGUUCUUUUGGUGAUUCUGCUACUUGCCAUUGCUGAUUUCAUCAUAGGAACAUUUAUCCCAUUGGAGAGCAAGAAGCCCAAAGGUUUCUUUAGUUAUAAACCUGAAAUAUUUAAUGAGAACUUUGGACCAGAUUUUCGAGAGGAAGAGACUUUUUUUUCUGUCUUUGCCAUCUUUUUUCCUGCUGCAACUGGUAUUCUGGCUGGAGCAAAUAUCUCAGGUGAUCUUGCAGAUCCUCAGUCAGCCAUACCCAAAGGAACACUCUUAGCCAUUUUAAUUACUACAGUGGUUUACGUAGGAAUUGCAGUAUCUGUAGGAGCUUGUGUUGUUCGGGAUGCCACCGGGAACAUUAAUGACACUAUUGUCACAGAGCUAACAAACUGUACUUCUGCAGCCUGCAAAUUAAACUUUGACUUUUCUUAUUGUGAAAGCAAUCCUUGUUCCUAUGGCCUAAUGAACAACUUCCAGGUAAUGAGCAUGGUGUCAGGAUUUGCACCAUUAAUUUCUGCAGGUAUCUUUUCAGCCACUCUUUCUUCUGCGUUAGCAUCCCUUGUGAGUGCUCCCAAAAUAUUUCAGGCUUUAUGUAAAGACAACAUCUACCCAGCUUUCCAGAUGUUUGCUAAAGGUUAUGGGAAAAACAAUGAACCUCUUCGUGGCUACAUCUUAACAUUCUUAAUUGCACUUGGAUUCAUCUUAAUUGCUGAACUGAAUGUUAUUGCUCCAAUUAUCUCUAACUUCUUCCUUGCAUCCUAUGCACUGAUCAAUUUUUCAGUAUUCCAUGCAUCACUUGCAAAAUCUCCAGGAUGGCGGCCAGCAUUCAAAUACUACAACAUGUGGAUCUCACUCAUUGGAGCAAUUCUUUGUUGCAUAGUGAUGUUUGUCAUUAACUGGUGGGCUGCAUUGCUAACGUAUGUGAUAGUCUUGGGACUGUAUAUUUAUGUUACCUACAAAAAACCAGAUGUGAACUGGGGAUCCUCUACACAAGCCCUGACUUACCUGAAUGCACUGCAGCACUCGAUCCGUCUUUCUGGAGUGGAAGACCAUGUGAAAAACUUUAGGCCACAGUGUCUUGUUAUGACAGGUGCUCCAAACUCACGCCCAGCUUUACUUCAUCUUGUUCAUGAUUUCACAAAAAAUGUUGGUUUGAUGAUCUGUGGUCAUGUACAUAUGGGCCCUCGAAGACAAGCCAUGAAAGAGAUGUCCAUUGACCAAGCUAAAUAUCAGCGAUGGCUUAUUAAAAAUAAAAUGAAAGCUUUUUAUGCUCCUGUACAUGCAGAUGACCUGAGAGAAGGUGCACAGUAUUUGAUGCAGGCUGCUGGUCUUGGGCGUAUGAAACCAAACACACUUGUCCUUGGAUUUAAGAAAGAUUGGUUGCAAGCAGAUAAGAGGGAAGUGGAUAUGUAUAUAAAUGUAUUCCAUGAUGCCUUUGACAUACAAUAUGGAGUGGUGGUUAUCCGCCUAAAAGAGGGUCUGGAUAUAUCUCAUCUUCAAGGACAAGAAGAAUUACUGUCAUCACAAGAGAAAUCUCCUGGUAUGAAGGAUGUGGUACUAAGUAUGGAGUAUAGUAAGAAAUCAGAUUUAGAUACUUCCAAACCAUCUGGUGAAAAAACUGUUACACAUAAAGAUGAGGAAGAGGAUGGCAAGACUCCAACUCAACCACUGUUGAAAAAAGAAUCCAAAGGCCCUGCUGUGCCUUUAAAUGUAGCUGAUCAAAAGCUUCUUGAGGCCAGUACACAGUUUCAGAAAAAACAAGGAAAGAAGACUAUUGACGUCUGGUGGCUUUUUGAUGAUGGAGGUUUGACCUUAUUGAUACCUUAUCUUCUGACUACCAAGAAAAAGUGGAAAGAUUGUAAGAUCAGAGUAUUCAUUGGUGGAAAAAUAAACAGAAUAGACCAUGACCGGAGAGCGAUGGCUACUUUGCUUAGCAAGUUCCGGAUAGACUUCUCCGAUAUCAUGGUCCUGGGAGAUAUUAAUACUAAACCAAAGAAAGAAAAUAUUGUAGCUUUUGAUGAAAUGAUUGAGCCAUACAGACUUCAUGAAGAUGAUAAAGAACAAGAUAUUGCAGAUAAAAUGAAAGAAGAUGAACCAUGGCGAAUAACAGAUAAUGAGCUUGAACUUUAUAAGACCAAGACACACCGGCAGAUCAGGUUAAAUGAAUUAUUAAAGGAACAUUCAAGCACAGCUAAUAUCAUUGUCAUGAGUCUCCCAGUUGCACGAAAAGGUGCUGUGUCUAGCGCUCUCUAUAUGGCAUGGUUAGAAGUGCUCUCUAAGGACCUACCACCAAUUCUCCUAGUCCGUGGGAAUCAUCAGAGCGUCCUUACCUUCUAUUCUUAAAUGUGCUACACAGUGGACAACUCUUCAGAUGGUACUUCAGUGCCUAGUGCAGUAACUGAAAUCUUCAGUGACACGUUAACAUCACAAUGGCGAACUGUGACUUUUCUCUCACUAUUUCAUUAAUUUGAAAGCACACCGGAAGUUGCUCCAUUGGUCUGUGCAUGGAGACUUCAGUUUUAGUCAAUAAUGUGUCUCAAUCUUAAUAAUUCCUUGUUGGACUGAAGCUCAUGAGCGUCAGGUUUUCCUUUGCUACUUGAAUAGCAAUAAAAGUGUGUUAUUUUUUGAUUGAUGAAAGGAGUACAAAAAGCCUUUAGCCUUGAGGUGCCUUCUGAAAAAUAACCAAAUUUCAUCCAUAUAUACUCUUUUAUAAAUUUAUAGAAUGUCAAACUUUGCCUUCAGCUAUUUUUAUUUCUAGUCUCUUCCACCUUAAAAUAAAAUGGACACUGCUUUUCUUCCAUUGACCAAUUAGUGUUGAGUACUGUAUGUUUUCUAUCAUUUUUGUAAAGGUAUAUGUUAGAUAUGAAAGGUGAGAAUUAGGGCAACUUAAUGAAAAAUGCAAAAAAAAAAAAAAAAUGGGAACCAAAAAGUGACCCCAAGUUUAGGUUCGUAUGAGUAUGUAUAAAUGUAGCUCUAAGGAAAAAAGGCCCAAUAAACCUUUUUGUUGUUGUUGUUAAACUUCUCAGUGGCUCUUUUUAUCUUUAUUUGAUUAUUUCUUGAAACCUUAGUGAAUGUUGAAGAUUUAUCCAGUACUUCUAUAUACCAUGCUGAAAAAACAUAUAUUGCCAUUCUUUAAUGGCAAAAAUCAUUAAGAUCAUUUAUAUUUAUUAGAAGAGAGAUCUGUCCUAAGUUAAGAGUUUUCCUCAAAUCUGAGGGACUUUUAAGAAAUGCUAAAAAAAAAAUUUGGAGGAAAAUUAUACAAAGCUAUGCCACUUCAUAGAAUAUUUCAAUAAACACUACAUGGAAUUUCACUAUAUUCUUUUUAAAUCAUUAAAAUAAGGUCUCAUCAAAUGGUUAAAUGGACCACUGGUUUCUCAGUGAAAUGUUUUUAGGCUUAAUUCAUUCAGUUGUCAAGUACGCUUAGUCUUAAUUAAUAUACUCAGGUUUGAACAGAUUAUUCUGAACAUUUAAAUUUAAUCCAUUCUUAAUACUUUAAGACUUUUGUGUUAAGAAAAACUGCCACUUUAUGCUUUUGAAAUGUCUGUUUUGACAUCAUCGUCUACUAGUACAAAUUUGACAGUGCAUAUGUACUGUUACUACAAGCUUUAUAUAGUUAUUAAUGUGAAGUUUUUCAUUUUUUAUUCAAGGAAGGAUUUCCUAAAAACAUUUCAAGGGAUAUAUAUCUACAUAUCUGUGUGUGUAUAUGUAUAUGUGUAUGUGUAUACAUUCACAGAUGCAUGUGUAUAUAUACAGAGGGUGCCAAAAACCAUGUAUACACAUUUUAAGAAAGGAAAAUCUAUUAAAAUUGUAAUACUCAAUAUUUACCAAUAACAAAAGAUGACUAUAAGUCAUGUAUAUACAUUUUUUUGGCACCCCUGGUAUAUAAUGACAUUUAUGUUGCUGGUUUUGCAUUUUACCGUGUUUCCCUGGAAAUAAGACCUAGAAAUAAGACCGGGUCUUAUAUUAAUUUUUGUUUCAAAAGACACAUUAGAGCUGAUUGUCCGGCUAGGUCUUAUUUUCGGGGAAACACAGUAAGUGAUCAAGACUCAUUAAAGUUUUUUUGUUUUAGAAAACGUUAAGUUCAAAAUUAGAUGGAAAGCAACAGGUUUCCUGGAGAACAAGGGUGUUCAUUUGAAGAGCAUGUAACAAAGCAGUUAUCCAGUUAGAAAAUGGGGAACAUUUUAUCUAAAGUGCUGUUCAGUGGGUUCCUUGGUAUGUUUCAGUGGUGAAGAAUUUAUGCAGGUUUUCAUGAAUCAAGAUAGAAAGCUAUAAAAUUACUACUGUUGUCAAUAGUGCAGUAUUUUUGCUGCAGGAGUAUGAACUAAAUUUAAAUAUGGAGACCUGAUAAUUUUGAAUUCAGAAUAAUGAAACAAGUUUUUUUGUUAUUUUUUUUCUACAUUAUAAUUCACAGCAUUGUUCCAUUUAUUGCAGGUUUUGUAGUGU
Rhinolophus ferrumequinum (greater horseshoe bat) is the source of this 5895-nucleotide messenger RNA. RefSeq names its product solute carrier family 12 member 2 (gene SLC12A2). Bases 187 to 3795 code for a protein of 1202 amino acids. The record is from RefSeq and is a predicted model, not a curated record. Gene Ontology annotation, cellular component: membrane. Gene Ontology annotation, biological process: sodium ion transmembrane transport; sodium ion homeostasis; potassium ion import across plasma membrane. The transcript has 27 exons. Lineage: Eukaryota; Metazoa; Chordata; Mammalia; Chiroptera; Rhinolophidae. Gene Ontology annotation, molecular function: sodium:potassium:chloride symporter activity; ammonium channel activity.